This is a messenger RNA of Gopherus evgoodei (Goodes thornscrub tortoise), 1739 nucleotides long. RefSeq lists its product as uncharacterized. The record is from RefSeq and is a predicted model, not a curated record. The transcript is spliced from 4 exons. Bases 49 to 726 code for a protein of 225 amino acids. NCBI's taxonomy places the organism in Eukaryota, Metazoa, Chordata, Testudines, Testudinidae.
CCAGUCAGGCAGGUGUAAUGCUCUCUCCCCGGGCGCUACCAGCAAACGAUGCUCUCAGGGUGGGUGCAGGGCCUCAGCUGCAGGGGCCCCUCACUGCUCCAGUCCCCACCUCAUCUGCUCCCAGGGGCUGUGCGGCAGUGCAGUGCAGGCAGCAUGGUGCUGAAUGGGCCCAGUGCACGGCAGGCCAGGCCUUGUCUCACUACGCUGCCUGGCGUGGCCAUUGGAGCCGGAGGACAGAGGCGGGGCUGGUGCAAGUCACUUACCAGCAAUUGCUCGGCCACACGAGGGGUGAAAAGGUCAGCGGCAGCUCCCCUUCCCAGCAUGCUGCCUUCUGGCUGGAGUCACACAGGCUGCAGUGUCACAGGGCCAGAGAGGCCGGCUCACGUGGAGAAUAUGGCACGGCUCUGCCAGCAGCAUGGGAUCCCCCUCUGGGUGGCCCCGAUCCUGGAACAAGCAGCAACAAUGAAGUGCGAUAAGAGCAGGAGGCACAAGGCAUACAGACUCAUCCGUAGGCGGCUGUGGGAAGGAAGAAUAGGCCUGGAGAAAACAAAGUAUCCAACUUACAUUUACCCAAAGGAGCUGAAGAAUUUAAUGAGAUCCGCCUUCCCAGCAGGGGUCUGCGACUACCCUGACCCAGACCACAGCAAGGUGGUACACGUGACGCUCGAAGACCUGCACCUGCUCAAUCACCCCGAGGCAUGGAGUGCACAGCCCUGUCUGCAAUAGAACUUCUUCAGGCAUCAGAGCAUUUACCGGAACAGGAUGGAAUGAGGCAGCAGCAAGAGAGUUAUUUUCACCCUGCCCAGGAAUGACGUACAUAGGGCUCCAGCUACGUCCCUCCCUCAAAACAGUCCUCCCAACUCACCCCAUUACAGCCAAGUCUCACUGGCAGGUCUCGAGCUCUCUCCCCAGGAGCCCACCCUAUGAGCAAAAACACCUUUGUACCCACUUGCAGCCACCCCCCCUUUCUCCAAAGGGCAAACUGCUGAGUGAGUUCCCAUUUCUCUUACCUGUCACUGUGGCCCUGGCUUGAUCUUCCACCCAGCUGCUAUUCCCCUAGCGAGAUCUGCUGCCAGAGGAAAGCAGCACAGCUUGCAUCCUUCACUCCACCGUGGAAAGAGAAGUUCUUGACUGGUCCAAAAAGUGACAACAGAAGAGCUGCAUGGAGGUGGGGGUGAAUGCAGCCCAAGCCCAGGGGGCAGAAUAGCCCCAGCAGAUGUACACUAUACCCUUUCCACUGAUACAGGAGGUGAGGUAGGUCUGAGGCAGAGCCUUAAGCUGUGAACGCUCAUUUCCACUGUCCUGGUCUAGGAAUUGGUACAGCUAUGCUCUCAGGGGUGUGAAAAGUCCGCUCCCCGGAAAGACAGCGUUAUACUGACCUAACCUCCAAUGUAGUCAGCACUAGGUCACGAGAAGAAGUCUUCUGUUGACCUAGCUACUGCCUCUCAGAGAUAGAUUACCGACGCUGAUGAGAGACACCCUUCCGGUAGCAUGGGUAGCACCCAGGGAGUGCAUCCAUUGCCAGCUGUUAGUCACAGAGCGACCAUGGGCAAGUCAUUUCACCUUCUGUGUUUGUUUCCACAACCACACUUAUCUGACAAAAGUAGUUCAUGCUUUGAGAGCCUUGUAUGAAAAAUGCUGGAGAAGUGCAGUGCUAAGUAUUCCCUACUCAUUACUGUUCUGACAAGAGGAUGUGUUGUGAAUUUCAUUUUUGUUAAUAAAGGCUUUAUGAAACCAGA